AUGGUGUUAAAUAAUUUAACACAUGUUUGUAUUAUAGGAGACCAUUUACAAUUUGAUAGUGUUGAACAGUUUAUCAAAAAUUCUGCUCAUCAGAUUAAAGUGAUACACAUUUCAUCAUUUCUGUUAUGGUCCAAUUAUCCACCAUGGGUAAAACUAAUUUCAUCUUGUUUAUCACAUGUACGUGUCUUUGAUUUUCCUGGUGAAGACAUAAAUCAUUGUCGUCGUGUACUACAAACCUAUGAAUCAAUAUAUAAUCCUCGUUAUGACUCUUUUCCACAUGUGCAACAAUGGUUCUUUACACAUGAACCUAUACCAGACGCUUAUUUACAUGAAAUAUUCUAUUCAAUACGGACACAUAAAGCAAACAAUGUUGUAUUGACUCGCCAUUCAAAUUUUUAA
Molecule: messenger RNA, 399 nt
Organism: Rotaria sordida
Lineage: Eukaryota; Metazoa; Rotifera; Eurotatoria; Philodinida; Philodinidae
Source: the annotation of a GenBank genome assembly